CCCAUAUAAUUGAAAAGGGUGAGAUUCCUUGUGUCUCCUAUGUUUCAUGAUAUAAAUAGAUAGAGGAUACACCAAAGGAAUGUGCACAUUUGAAUUGAGCAUUCCAGGGUUAAGCCGUAGUCCAAAUCAGAAAGAAAAAUGGCUUCUUCUCCUUUGAGAUCAAAGUCCCAUUAUCAUGUCCGCUCUAUCAGUUUGCCAUCCAGAUCUCAUCCACUCAUCCCUCAGUUCAAUGAACAUUUAUGCAGACUAAGGUCUUCCGAAGGUACAUACACCUCAUUGCCCUCAUUAAGGAACAGGGCUAGUGGGCUUGAGGAUCUGUAUGAUUGUGUUGCUGACUUGCUUCUGUUGCCGCACACUCAACAAGCUUUGGCCCAUGAAGGCCAUAAGAAAUUGGUUGAUGGGGCCUUGGAUGGAUAUCUCAAACUCUUGGAUGCUUGUGCAACCACUAAAGAUAUCUUUUCACAGACAAAGGAAGAUGUCAAAGAACUUGUUUCGUCCCUACGUAGGAAAAGGAAUGCAGUUAAUGUUGGAGAAUUUUUGGCCUCCAGAAAGAAGGUGCAGAAGGUCAUCAAGAAGUUGGUGAAGGAUUUGAAGAGCAUCAGAAACGAAGACCUACUCUCAGACACAGACCAAGAAGCUGUUGCCAUUGUUAGCCUGCUAAAAGAGGUUGAAGCAGUCACUCUAGCAGUAUUGAGCUCGUUCUUGUCAUAUGCUGCUGGAACAAAGCCAGAAUCGAGGCAAAAUGGCUGGUCUUUGGUGUCCAAACUGAUGCACUGGAAGAAUGAAGCAUGUCAAUCCAAAGAAAUAGCUCUUACUGAAUUUCAGGAGGUUGAUGCUGCAGUGCAGUCACUCAUUGUUUCAAGCAAAUCUGACGACAAAAGAACCAUUGAGGUAGUGCAACAGAUAGGAAAGUUGGAGUUGAGCAUUCAAGGUCUAGAAGAAAAUCUAGAGCGCUUGAUGAGGCAUUUAAUAAAAACCAGAGUUUCCCUGCUCAACAUUCUCAAUCACUAGACAAGAGAGUCAGGGGGCCAAUACUGGGGCAUCCAAAGCUUAGCCAGAAGCCAAUCCUUCAUUAGAUGUUCAUACUAGAUCAGUGUAAAAGAGAAACAAAAUGUACUCUGUAAUUAUCCCUGCAAUUACAAAUCAAUA
Messenger RNA from Diospyros lotus (date-plum), 1149 nucleotides. RefSeq lists its product as uncharacterized. The record is from RefSeq and is a predicted model, not a curated record. The transcript has a single exon. The coding region runs from base 139 to 1011 and encodes 290 amino acids. Gene Ontology annotation, biological process: root development; shoot system development. NCBI's taxonomy places the organism in Eukaryota, Viridiplantae, Streptophyta, Magnoliopsida, Ericales, Ebenaceae.